AUGAACCCUGAAUACGACUACCUGUUCAAGCUGCUGCUCAUCGGUGAUUCCGGGGUCGGAAAGUCGUGUCUGCUGCUGCGCUUUGCAGAUGACUCGUACACGGACAGCUACAUCUCCACCAUCGGAGUCGACUUCAAGAUCAGGACCGUCGACAUGGACGGAAAAACCGUCAAGCUGCAGAUUUGGGACACAGCAGGUCAGGAGCGGUUUCGAACCAUCACCUCCAGCUACUACAGAGGAGCUCACGGCAUCAUCAUCGUGUACGACGUCACCGAGCAGGAGUCCUUUGACAGCGUGAAGCGGUGGCUGGAGGAGAUCGAGCGCUACGCCUGUGAGAACGUGUCGCGGCUGCUGGUGGGGAACAAGGCCGACCUGGUGGGCAGGAAGACGGUGGCCGCCGCCGCCGCUCAGGACCUGGCCUCGUCCCUGAACAUCCCCUUCAUGGAGACCAGCGCCAAGAGCUCGCAGAACGUGGAGCGCUGCUUCCUCGCCAUGGCCUCCGAGAUCCACCAGCGCCUGUCCAGCGAGGGGGGGGGCAUGCAGGGGGGCUCCACUGAGACCCGGGCCCACGGCGCCAACAUCAACAGCGCCCCCCUGUGGCUGGGAGGGGACAAACAGGCACAGGAGUCCAGGAACUGCUGCUGA
This is a messenger RNA of Salarias fasciatus (jewelled blenny), 645 nucleotides long. Its product is annotated as ras-related protein ORAB-1-like. Gene Ontology annotation, molecular function: GTPase activity; GTP binding. Bases 1 to 645 code for a protein of 214 amino acids. NCBI's taxonomy places the organism in Eukaryota, Metazoa, Chordata, Actinopteri, Blenniiformes, Blenniidae. The transcript has 6 exons. The record is from RefSeq and is a predicted model, not a curated record.